AAAUCAUGAUGAUGUAUUGGGCCUGUAAAGCCCAUUUGAGCGAAGCUUUCUGAAUUUGACGGAAAUAAUAAUAAAAUAAAAUAAAAGCGAACCCCGAGCAUGUAUUGUAGAUUGUAGAUCCAUCCGCAUCCGCUAGCUCGCGCAGGCACCAGCAGGUGAGGUUAUUGUGAUUUGAAUGGAGGGAAGUGGAGGUGGCGGUGCUUCACCGUCUGCACCGUUGAAGCAAUACUUACAGGAAUUCUCGAAGCUGUUUCAGUACUAUCUGGAUAAAUCCACUCCCCAUCCCCCCUACAGGUGGAUUGGGACUUUCGUCAUUGCAUCCAUCUACGUUUUGCGUGUUGUUUAUGUGCAGGGGUUUUACAUUGUCUCUUAUGGCCUCGGAAUCUACCUCCUCAAUCUCUUGAUUGGCUUUCUCUCCCCUUUGGUUGAUCCAGAACUCGAUCCCUCCAACGCCCCUAUGCUUCCUACCAAAGGCUCCGAUGAGUUCAAACCCUUCAUUCGCCGCCUCCCUGAGUUCAAGUUCUGGUAUUCUUUCACCAAGGCUCUCUGCAUAGCGUUUGUGAUGACCUUUUUUUCCAUGUUUGAUGUUCCUGUCUUUUGGCCUAUACUACUCUGUUACUGGGUUGUUCUCUUUGUCCUUACAAUGAGGCGCCAAGUUGCACACAUGAUGAAAUACAAAUAUAUCCCCUUCAACUUGGGGAAGCAGAAGUAUAGCGGUAAGAAGUCUUCUGCAAGUAGCAGUGGCUCUCGUGCAGACUGAAACUUGAUUCUUAUGAUUUGAAGAUCUACUAAGUUAGGUUUUGUGAACAUUCAGGCUAGUUAAUUUUCCCCCUUUUUUAAUGAAAGAAAUUGUAUUCUGGGCAUUAUGGAUGCCAGUAUGCACUAUACAUUAUGCAGUUACAGAAAUACGUGCUAAUAUUGGUAGUGAGUUUCAUUGUCGGUACACAUGUAUUGAUUGGAUUUCCUUGUAAAUCUCAGCUUGUAUUGUGCAUUUGUGAUGCUGUAAUUUUUCCAUGCCUGGUGGCUUCUACUUCAAUAUUAAGGCAAAGUUCAUCUAUC
Glycine soja is the source of this 1059-nucleotide messenger RNA. Its product is annotated as protein RER1B-like. Gene Ontology annotation, biological process: retrograde vesicle-mediated transport, Golgi to endoplasmic reticulum; protein retention in ER lumen. The transcript is spliced from 4 exons. The record is from RefSeq and is a predicted model, not a curated record. The coding region runs from base 176 to 760 and encodes 194 amino acids. Gene Ontology annotation, cellular component: Golgi membrane. Lineage: Eukaryota; Viridiplantae; Streptophyta; Magnoliopsida; Fabales; Fabaceae.